UUCCAGGCGCAGAAGACACCCUGUUUUUUUAUAAACACGUUGCAGUGCGUUUAGAUUUUUUAAGCGCUGAUUUGAAUUAAAUAUUUGUUUUAAACAAUUGUCGGGAGCGUAAGAAAUCUUAAAUGGCCACCAGCGAGCGCAAGGGCACCUUUAAGGUGGAGUAUCUGCAGCGGAUCGAGCAGGAGGUGCAGCAGCGCUGGGAGAAGGAGCGCGUCCACGAGUCGGAUGCCCCAACGGCGCCUAAGAAGCGCCAGGCGGAGAAGUUCUUUGUGACCUUUCCCUUUCCCUACAUGAACGGGCGCCUCCAUUUGGGUCACACCUUCUCGCUGUCCAAGGCGGAGUACUCGGUGAGGUAUCAUCGCCUCAAGGGACGCCGCGUCCUGUGGCCCUUUGGCUUCCACUGCACCGGAAUGCCCAUUAAAGCGUGUGCAGAUAAGCUGACCCGGGAGAUCCAGGACUUUGGCUAUCCACCCAAGUUUCCUGACAAUCAGGAGGUUGCUCCUUCCCCCACUGAAACCUCUACAUCUGAGAUCCCCAAAGACAAAUCCAAGGGCAAGAAGAGCAAGGCGGUGGCCAAAACGGGAGCGGCCAAGUACCAGUGGCAGAUCAUGCAGAGUUUGGGCCUCCAGGAUGAGGAAAUCAAGGAUUUCGCUAAUGCCGAACACUGGCUAAACUACUUCCCACCGCUGGCGGUGCAGGAUCUCAAGCGGAUCGGCGUGCACAUCGACUGGCGACGCACCUUCAUCACCACGGAUGCGAAUCCCUACUUCGAUUCCUUUGUGCGCUGGCAAUUUAAUCAUUUGAAGGAACGCGGAAAGAUUAUGUAUGGCAAAAGAUACACCAUCUACUCGCCGAAGGAUGGACAGCCGUGCAUGGACCACGAUCGCUCCUCGGGCGAGGGAGUGGGUCCCCAGGAGUACACGCUCAUCAAGAUGAAGGUUCUGGAAAAGCCCAAGGCUUUGAGCUCCCUGAAGCAACCCAUUUACCUAGUGGCCGCCACAUUGCGUCCGGAGACGAUGUACGGGCAGACCAACUGCUGGCUGCACCCGGACAUCAAGUACAUCGCCUGGCAGACGAGCAAGAACAACGAGGUGUGGAUCAGCACGCGCCGGGCGGCCAGGAACAUGACCUAUCAGGGAUUCACGCCCGUCGAGGGAGAUAUUAAGGUUCUAGCGGAGUUGACUGGCCAGGAUCUGCUGGGCGUAGCCCUUUCAGCUCCCCUUACCCCGCACAAAGUGGUCUACACGCUGCCCAUGCUGAGCAUCAAGGAGGACAAGGGCACGGGAGUGGUCACCUCGGUGCCCUCCGAUUCCCCCGAUGAUUAUGCCGCUCUGGUGGAUCUGCAGAAGAAGGAGGCCUUCCGCCAGAAGUAUGGACUCAAAGAUGAGAUGGUGCUCCCGUAUGAACCCAUUCCUAUCAUAGAAGUGCCCACUUUGGGCAAACUGAGUGCUGUUCAUGCCUAUGAGACCCUGAAGAUUCAGUCGCAAAACGACAAGGACAAGUUGGCCGAAGCCAAGGAGAUGUGCUAUCUCAAGAGUUUCUAUGAUGGCGUGAUGUUGGUGGGGGAAUUUGCCGGCCGCAAGAUUCAGGAUGUGAAGAAGGAUCUGCAAAAGCGACUGGUGGAUGCCAACGAAGCGGAUGUCUACUACGAACCGGAAAAGACCAUCAUGUCGCGUUCGGCGGAUGAGUGCGUGGUGGCCCUAUGCAACCAGUGGUAUCUCAACUACGGCGAACCCGUUUGGCAGGCGCAGGCCACCAAGAUCCUGCAGGACAUGGAGACCUUCCACGAGGAGGCGCGCAACAAUUUCGAGGCCUGUCUGAAUUGGCUGCACGAGUACGCCUGCUCGAGGACCUAUGGUUUGGGAACCAAGCUGCCAUGGGACGACAAGUGGCUGAUUGAAUCGCUCUCGGACUCCACCAUCUACAUGGCCUUCUACACGGUGGUUCAUCUGCUGCAGGGAGGAACCUUCCGUGGCGAGAAACCAGGUCCCUUUGGCAUUAAACCCGCCGAUAUGACGGCUGAAAUCUGGGACUACAUCUUCUUCAAGGAAACCCCGCUGCCCAAGAAAACAGCCAUCAAGCAAGAACACCUGGCCGUUCUGCGUCGCGAGUUCGAGUACUGGUAUCCCAUGGAUCUGCGCGUCUCUGGCAAGGAUCUCAUCCAGAACCACUUGACCUUCUGCCUCUACAAUCACGCUGCCAUUUGGCCAAACGACGAGAACAAGUGGCCCAAGGGAAUGAGAGUCAAUGGUCACCUUUUGCUCAACUCGGCCAAGAUGUCCAAGUCGGAUGGUAAUUUCCUGACUCUAACCGAAGCGGUGGACAAGUUCUCCGCCGAUGGCAUGCGUCUUUGCCUCGCCGAUGCCGGCGACAGUGUGGAGGAUGCUAACUUUGUGGAAAGCACCGCGGAUGCGGGCAUCCUGCGGCUGUACACGUUUAUUGAGUGGGUCAAGGAGCAGCUGGACAACAGGAGCAGUCUGCGAAAGGGCAAGGAUAAAACCUUCAACGAUCAGGUCUUCCUCAGUGAACUGAAUUUGAAGACGCAGCAAACGGAUGAUAACUACCGCAAGAUGUUGUUCAAGGAGGCGCUGCGCAGUGGCUUCUACGAGCUCCAGUUGGCCAGAGAUAAGUACAGGGAGCUCUGUGGCGCCCAGGGAAUGCACGAGGAUCUGGUGCUGGAGUUCAUCCGCCGGCAGGCUCUCCUGGUUUCCCCCAUUUGCCCGCACAUGGCGGAGCAUGUGUGGGGUUUGCUGGGCAACAAGGAGUCCAUUGUCCAUGCUCGCUGGCCCGAAGUGGGAGCCAUCAACGAGGUGGACAUUCUGUGCUCCGAGUAUCUCAUGGAGGCCGCUCAUUCGUUCCGUUUGAACUUGAAGAAUCUGCUUCAGGUAAAAGGUAAGGCGGGAAAGGAUAAGUCAGCUGCUGCUUCUCAACCAGAGAAACCGAAUCGCGGCCUAGUUUGGGUGGCCAAGACCUAUCCUCCCUGGCAAUGCUGCGUUUUGGACACCAUGAAGGAGCUGUUUAACCAGAAGCAAUCCCUGCCGGAUAACAAAAUCAUCGCUGCCACGCUGCAACAGAAAGCUGAGCUGAAGAAGUUCAUGAAGCGCGUGAUGCCCUUUGCCCAGAUGAUUCGCGAGAAGGUGGAGUCGGGCAAGGGCGUGGCUGCCCUGGCCGUCACCUUGGAGUUCGACGAGCGCCAAGUGUUGAUCAGCAAUCUGGAGUACCUGAAAAAUACACUAGAUCUGGAUGUCUUGGAAAUCAAGUACACCGACGACCCCUCAGCGCCCGAGAAAACCCGUGAGGAAGUUCGUCCUGGCUCGCCCUUUAUCAGCUUCUCAGUGGCUCCCAAUGUCAGCGUGGAGCUGACGAAUCCCAUCGAGCGUUCGUCUCUGUUUCAAGUCAACACUGUAAUUUCCGAAGGCGACACUGUGCAAUCGCUGCGCGAAAAGCUUUCCAAGAUCAUUGGCCUGAAAACGGAUACGGCCAACCUAAAAAUCUGGCGCUUUGAGGAUCCCGUUCUGGGUCCCCGGAAGAUCCCCAACUUUGAGGACUACAAGGCGGGAAAAACUGUGCUAGGCGAGGGCAACUUCGUUCUGGAUGUGGCGGCCAAGAAGGUGAGCCUGGAACAGGCUGGCAAACUGACGGAGGUGGGCAGAAACCUUAUCUAUGUGGUGGAUUAAAUCGAACAGCAUCACGAGAACAAUUAAUUUAUUCAUAGAAUGAAAUUGAAUCCCUGUAAAACCAAACUCUUGGCUAUUAUAAUGUACUGUGAGACGCUUGUGC
This is a messenger RNA of Drosophila takahashii, 3780 nucleotides long. It is a transcript of the gene LeuRS, whose product is annotated as Leucyl-tRNA synthetase. Gene Ontology annotation, biological process: leucyl-tRNA aminoacylation. Gene Ontology annotation, molecular function: aminoacyl-tRNA deacylase activity; ATP binding; leucine-tRNA ligase activity. NCBI's taxonomy places the organism in Eukaryota, Metazoa, Arthropoda, Insecta, Diptera, Drosophilidae. The record is from RefSeq and is a predicted model, not a curated record.